AGGUGAAAGCUCUGUCUCCGCUGAGUGCUGCCCGCCCGCUGCCCCACCUGGUGCGCCAGGUCUCCUUCGACAGCCAGGACUUCCUCCAGGUCAAUGUUGAGGACACUGUCGAGAUGCUGCCCAAGUCACGGCGCGCGCUGACCAUCCAGGAGAUUGCCGCCCUGGCCCGCUCCUCGCUGCAUGGCAUCUCGCAGGUGGUGAAGGAGCAUGUGACGAAGCCGACGGCCAUGGCACAGGGCCGCGUCGCCCACCUCAUCGAGUGGAAGGGACGGCGCAAGCCAGGGGAACCUCCUCAUGUGUGUGUGACCCGUGCCUGUCCCAUGCCAGGUGUGGCGGAGCAGUUUGCCAUUGCUGAGGCCAAGCUGCGAGCCUGGUCCUCGGUGGAUGGGGACGACUCCAACGAUGAGUCUUAUGACGAGGACUUCAUGCCCUCCACAGAGAGCUCACAGCCCACCG
Molecule: messenger RNA, 456 nt
Organism: Nestor notabilis (Kea)
Lineage: Eukaryota; Metazoa; Chordata; Aves; Psittaciformes; Psittacidae
Product: protein FAM131A-like
Exons: 4
Source: RefSeq, a predicted model, not a curated record